AUGGGUUAUACCAUUGAAGUUAAACGUGAAAUAUUGUCUCGUGAUAUAAGUCUGUUUAAGGAAUAUGUGCAACCAGCAUUUGAAGAUUAUCUGAAGGAUGCUUUUAUAGAAUUGAUGAGUAGGGAGAUAAGAGGAGUUAGUAUAUAUGAGAUUUUAGAUUACAGAGUUAAUCAACGUGGUGUUCUUGAAUUGGUUAACUUAGUUGGCGAUAAUAAAGAACUUUUUCAUGCUAUUCCACAAUUUUUUAGAGAUUGGUUUAGAGAGUAUGGAUGGACAAAGAUUCCAACAUUUAAAUUUGAUUUUUUAAUGGCAAUGCAAAAUGCUGGAAGGAUUCAAAUUUGUAAAUUAGAACCUGCGUAUCAUGUAGUUUGGUAUUUGAAUAAGGGACUUAGACAAGGAUUUAAAUUGGAACAAAUUGUUGAAAUUAAAAGGAUAUUAGAUGAUUGUUAUAAAAAUAAUAUUGCUACAGAAUACAUGCAACAUGAAAAGACAUCACUUUUAAAAUUCUUGACAGAACUGGUCAACCUUGGCAUAAAUUCACGAAAAAUGUUACAAAGAAGAGAAUUUUAUGAAGUACCGUUUGAUGAGGCAGAUAUUUAUGAAAUAUUUUAUCGACAGUUAUUGCUUUUUAUGUAUGAUGAUAAAUGCAGAGAAGAAGAGAUAAAAUCUUGUUUUAAUGAGAAUCCUACAAUAGAUGAUGAAAAUGAUACUGGGAGUAAUAAUGACCAACCUAUAUUUCGAUUCAGAGAACCUGAGGUUGCAAUAUUAAAAAAAAAUGAACUUGCUAGAAAGUUAUUCUGUCAUUAUUUGGCUGAACGCUUAGAUAAUAAAGACACAGAUAGAUUUCGACAGUGUUUUACUUAUUUUAGUUUAACAAUUCAAAAAGAUGUGGAUGAUAUUUAUGACUAUGCAUUCCAAACGUUCACCACUAUUGUCAUUACAAAACAUAGAAUACAAAAUGUUCAAAUAAUAACAGAUUCUGGAAAUGCAGAAAAAUUCAAGCUAAUAAGAGAUUGGUCCGAGGUUUUACUUGCUGGUGUAGUUCAAGUAGUUCCGUAUUCUGAAAAGAAAAAAUUUUAUGAAUUAUAUAAAGAGUUAUUAAAGAGAACCGAAAAUUCACUUGGCGGAGUGUUCAAGAUCAAUUCAAAACCUGAUAGUCUUAUGUUUGCCAUAUUAAAAAGUUUAAGUGGUGAGAGUGAUUCAAUAAUUACAAAUAAUCCAAGUCGAAGUAGACAAAACACAUAUGCAGUUGGAGUUAAUAUAGCAUUGCAAAAGAUAGUUAUUGCAUUAGAAACAUAUCAAUCAACACUUUGUAAAACGAUUCAAUCGAAAAAAGCCGAAGAAGAUAAAAGUCUUGGAUAUUGGGCACUUAAAAAGUGUGAUGUUUACGUAGCAAGUUUCGGUAAAAUCUUGAUACAUGAACGAUUGGAACUUGUUCGUGAAUUAUGGGCACAUAAUAUCAAAACAGAUUUUAUGUACGAAGAGCCAGAAGAUCUUACACCAGAAAUUCUAGCAAGUUCAUGUAAGAAUCAAGGAAUUAAUUGGAUAGUUAUUUUGAAGCAAAAGAAUCAAGAUAAUUAUAAAGCAACAUCAUUUAGAGAUGCCAUAACAACUGUUAAAGUUAAAAAUCUGUUGUGGAAAACAGAGGAUGAAGAAAUUCAAGAACAAAUGAGAAUCGAUCAUCAAACCUCCGGUAGUAAAUAUCAUAAACACAACUCAAUUUCAAUCAACGAAUCAACCUUACAUGAAUUUAGCAAUACCAAUUUAUCAAUAUCGCCGGAAACAUCGAAUCAACAAUCUAAUUUUAAUAUUAAUAUAGUAGGAGUUUCGACGCCAAGCAAGCCUAGUAAAAAAAUGAAAUUAAAACAAAAACAAUUAUUAAGAGAUAAAGCGCAUGAUAACGUGUCAAAUUUUUUAUCAAACAUUAAUAAUGGAAAUAUUCCAGUAAUAUCGAUUGAUGUUAGCCGAGACUUGUUAAGGAAAUUCAUAGAUUGUAAUGUACUAGAAGACGAAUCAUUCAAGAGCAAAAUAUUAGAUAUUGUCCCGGCUCAUCAAAAAGAAUAUAUUAUUACUGUUCAAGAUGCACUUAAAAAACAAAGGUACCAGGAAAAUAGUAAUCAAGUUUGGUUAUAUUCACACAGAGAUGAUUUUGGAUUACUAUAUCAGUAUUUUUCAUAA
This is a messenger RNA of Entrophospora sp. SA101, 2178 nucleotides long. Lineage: Eukaryota; Fungi; Glomeromycota; Glomeromycetes; Entrophosporales; Entrophosporaceae. The record is from the annotation of a GenBank genome assembly.